This is a messenger RNA of Neltuma alba, 464 nucleotides long. Its product is annotated as MLP-like protein 31. The transcript has 3 exons. Bases 1 to 285 code for a protein of 94 amino acids. The record is from RefSeq and is a predicted model, not a curated record. Gene Ontology annotation, biological process: defense response. NCBI's taxonomy places the organism in Eukaryota, Viridiplantae, Streptophyta, Magnoliopsida, Fabales, Fabaceae.
AUGAUUAGGAUUGUCGGCUCCAUCGUUGUCUGGAAUUACGUUCUUGAUGGGAAGGAGGGGGUGGCGAAGGAUGUGAUCGAAGCUUUGGAUUCAACAAAGAACCUGAUAAUUUUCAGGGUGAUAGAGGGAGAUCUUCUGAAGCAUUACAAGAGCUUUAAGUUCAUAAUUCAAGUGAGCCCAAAGGCAAAAGGAAGUGUGGCUCAUUGGAGUCUUGACUAUGAGAAGUUGCAUGGGAGAUCCACACACUCUGAUGCAGUUGGUGCCAGAAAUGAGCAGAGAAAUUGAUGCAAGCCUCACCCAGGGACAGGCACAGGAAGAACAAUUAUUGGGGAAGGCGGGAGUUGAUGUGCACAUUAAUGCUUCUGCAGACAAGUUUCAUGAAAUGUUAAGCAGCAAGCCACACGAUAUUCCCAAUGUUUCUCCUGCUAGAAUUAGACAUGCUAUUGUUGAAGGAAGUUGGGGCA